This is a messenger RNA of Bathycoccus prasinos, 1188 nucleotides long. RefSeq lists its product with no specific name. The transcript has a single exon. The record is from RefSeq and is a predicted model, not a curated record. Lineage: Eukaryota; Viridiplantae; Chlorophyta; Mamiellophyceae; Mamiellales; Bathycoccaceae. The coding region runs from base 1 to 1188 and encodes 395 amino acids.
AUGGCUGCCGAAGAUGCGACGAUCGAGGCGUGCAAUUUGUUCUCGCAGCUCGCGAUCUCAAAAACCACGACCAUCGAGGAAGUCGUCUCGAAAAACUACGGCAGUUGGCGCGCUCUUUUAACUCUCAUGAAAGAAAUUCGGCAAGACGACACCUCGAAAUUUUCGAAAUUAGACUUGGAACGAAUCGCAAACUUAUCGGUUGGGUUUCACCAGUGGGGGACGAGACAGUUGAAAGAAAGAAGUCCGAUGUUUAGCGACGAGUUCAAAAGAUUCGUCUCCAAUCGGCUCAUCGUGGAAAGCUUGAUGGAGGAUUUGAUGGGGAGCGCGAGGAGUAAAGGUGGUGAUGAGAAUAACGAUGAGAAUGUCGACGAUGGUUUUGGGGGAGAACAGUCCAAGACGAAGACGAGCGGUGGCGCGGAGACGAAGGCGUCUUUGUCGCCCAGCGUUCGGAAGAAACAAUUGAAAAAAGCGGUCAUGAUUGAGAUACCUAUUGAUGGUGAGUGCGAAAUUGAAGAAGAAGAAGAAGAAGAAGAAGAAGAAGAAGCGUUUAAAGUUUCUGGGAAAGUCAUGAACACGCCCCCUCAACAACAACAACAACAACAACAACAACAACGACAACAACAACGCGUAGCCGAGCCGCACCACACUCGUUUCGAUUCCUCGCCGGAAUCCGAAGGUGGAAUCUUCGAAGAGGAAGAAGCGGCUGAAGAAGAAGAAGAAGAAGAAGAAGAUAUUUUAAUGGAAACGCCGGCGGCGCCAAGGCAGAGAAGAGACGGUUCGAUGCCGCCGCCGUUAGAGGCAGUCACGGUGAUGAAGCCACAUAGAGAAUCCGUCGCGAUGACGCCGAAGCAGGUUUACGAGAGCGCCGAAAGACUGAAGCGGUUAGCGUCAGAAAAGUUACAAAAGUUUAGCGUAGAAGGGCAACGCUAUGGAGAAAAAGAAGAUCAAGAAGAAGGACUAAGUGAAGAUACGACGACGAUGGAGGAAGUGCGCGCGGCUGCUUAUCAAGAACAAGUUUUAAAUUACUUGGAAGGAUUUGAAGCCAUUUUGGAGAAGAUUAAAGGUCAGGUUGCGAAGAUUAAGAACGCUCCUCUUUCGUUGGCGAUGGCAGAGACGAUAUCGGUUGAGCUCGAAAUCGAGUCUUCCAUGAAGGAAAUUCGAGCUGAGAUUCGAGCGCAAAAUAAGUAA